Mangifera indica (mango) is the source of this 1768-nucleotide messenger RNA. Its product is annotated as 70 kDa peptidyl-prolyl isomerase-like. The record is from RefSeq and is a predicted model, not a curated record. Lineage: Eukaryota; Viridiplantae; Streptophyta; Magnoliopsida; Sapindales; Anacardiaceae. Gene Ontology annotation, molecular function: protein binding; peptidyl-prolyl cis-trans isomerase activity. The transcript has 11 exons. Bases 56 to 1669 code for a protein of 537 amino acids.
CGGCUUAUCUUCAACUAAAGCACGUACACAAAAACACUCUCUCCAUACAAUUUGAAUGGCAAUCUCAAUCUCUUCUUCGAAAUCCCAUCUGAAUAAUGAAACAAAAACCAUAAAUUCCGAAUCACUCGAGAGAGAAAUUGGAGACCAAGGCUUGAGAAAACAAAUUCUCAAACGAGGAACUUCAUGGCAGACUCCAUUUCCAGGGGACGAAGUUGAAGUUCAUUUCAGUGGUCACGUUGACGGCGGGGCAUGUUUAGAUUUGAGUCAUGAUGAAGAAACUCCCUUUCGUUUCAAAUUAGGCCAAGGUGAAGUUAUUAAAGGAUGGGAUGAGGGAGUUGCGACUAUGAAGAAAGGUGAAAGAGCAAUCCUCAUAAUACCACCAAGCUUAGCUUAUGGGGAAGCCGGUUCUCCACCACUCAUUCCUCCCAAUUCAACUUUAGUUUUCAAUAUUGAACUGCUCUCUUGGACCACUAUCAGAGAUAUAACAGGCGAUGGUGGAAUAUUGAAGAAAGUUAUUAAGGAGGGUGAAGGAUGGGCUACUCCCAGGGACAAUGAUGAAGUGUUCGUUAAGUAUGAGGCUUGGCUUGAGAAUGGAACACUAACCUCUGAAUCCAAGGAAGGUGUAGAGUUUCAGAUAAAUGAUGGUUAUCUGUGUCCUGCAAUGAGCAAGGCAGUGAAGACAAUGAGAAAGGGUGAGAAAGCAGAGCUUGCAGUGAAGUUCUCUUAUGGCUUCAUAGAAGAUGGAUAUGGGACUACUAACACUGGCAACGUUGUGCCGUCCAAUUCUAAUUUGACCAUUCGAGUUGAGCUCUUAUCCUGGAAAAGUGUCAUUAACAUCACAGGAGAUGGAAAAGUCUUCAAAAAGAUAACAAAAGUCGGUGAGGGAUUCGACCGGCCCGGUGAAGGAUCCUUGGUAAAAGUGAUGUACAUUGGCAAACUUGAAGAUGGAACAAUUUUUGAGAGGAAGGGAUCUGAUGAGGAGCCUUAUGAGUUUUUAACUCUAGAAGAAAACAUAAAUGAGGGCUUAGACAGAGCGAUUAUGACUAUGAAAAAAGGUGAACAAGCCAUAGUGACUGUCAAUGAAGAGUAUUUGUGCAGCCGUGAAGUUUCAGAAUUUGUCGCUGCAAACUCAGUAUUAUAUUAUGAAGUACACCUCAUUGAUUUCACUAAGGAAAAGCCAUUUUGGAAAAUGGAGUCUAAGGAGAAAAUUGAAGCAUGUGAAAGGAAGAAGCAUGAUGGAAAUUUGCUGUUCAGGGCAGGCAAAUUUUGGCGUGCCUCCAAGAAAUAUGAGAAGGCUGCAAAGAUCGUCGAGUUUGAUCACUCUUUUACUGAUGAUGAGAAGCAUACAGCAAAUGACUUGCGGCUGUCAUGUUAUUUAAACAAUGCAGCCUGUAAACUCAAACUAGAAGAAUACUCUGAAGCCUCAAGACUAUGCACAAAGGUCAUAGAACUUGAUCCAUCAAAUGUGAAAGCACUCUUUCGAAGGUCCCAAGCUUACAUGAAAACAUCAGAACUAGAAAAGGCCGAGGCUGAUUUGAAAAGAGCUCUAGCCAUUGACCCCAAUAACAAAGAUGUGAAACUUGGGCACAAGGAGCUCAAAGAGAAACAGAGAGACUAUGCCAAAUUUCAAGCUGAGAUUUUCAGUGCCAUGGUUUCGAAGAUGGGUUAAUAGCUGUAAGUGAAUCCAUGAAAUUGAUGGUACUAAAUAUGCUUUUUUUGUAAUGAGAAACUUUAUCCAAAUCAAACCGACUUUUCAAUUUCGAAUCAA